Messenger RNA from Ananas comosus (pineapple), 1777 nucleotides. Its product is annotated as AAA-ATPase At3g50940-like. Bases 111 to 1628 code for a protein of 505 amino acids. Lineage: Eukaryota; Viridiplantae; Streptophyta; Magnoliopsida; Poales; Bromeliaceae. Gene Ontology annotation, molecular function: ATP hydrolysis activity; ATP binding. The record is from RefSeq and is a predicted model, not a curated record. The transcript is spliced from 2 exons.
CCUCCCCCUCACCUCCUCCCUCCCAUUCUUCCCCCUCCCCUCAGCAAACACAUAGAAAGAAAGAAACACUUUCAUAUACGGAGACAUAAUAUAUAGAGUUGUGCGGAAAGAUGGCGAUGGAGAUGUUGCUUGACUGGCGAUCUCUGGGCUCGCUUCUGGCGACGGUGAUGGUGUUGCGGACGGCGCUGCGCGACUUCCUUCCGCCGGAGGUGCAGCAAUUCAUCGUGUCGGUCUUCUUCCGCCUGUCGUCGUUCCUGCACCCGACCGCCACCGUGAUCAUCGACGAGGUCGAAGGCCCUGCCGGCCUCGCCGCCACCAACGAGCUCUUCGAGUCGGCCCAGCUCUACCUGAGCUCGCGCUGCCUCGCCGACUCUCCCGCCGUGCGCCUCCACAAGUCCCGCCACUGCCCCCGCCCCGUCGCCUCCCUCCCCGACCACCACUCCGUCGUCGACUCCUUCCGCGGCAUCCCCCUGAAGUGGACUUGCAAGACGGUCGCCGACCGCCCGAACUCCACUUCCGGCUUCAACCCGUACGGGCCGGGGCGCUCCUCCGGCGGCGGCUCCGACUCCCGCUCGCUGAAAAUUCAGUUCCACCGCCGCCACCGCGACGUGGUGCAUGAGCUGUACAUCCCGUACGUCCUCGAGGAGGCCGAGCUAAUCCGGUCGAAGGCGCGGGAGCGCAAGCUGUACACGAACCGCGCGGCGUACCCGGGCGACGACCACCACCGGCUGUGGUCGUCGCACGCGUUCUCGCACCCGUCGACGUUCGACACCCUCGCCAUCGACCCGGUGUUGAAGGAGGAGAUCCGUGCCGACCUCUCCAGCUUCAUCGCGAGCCGGGAGCACUACACCCGCGUCGGCCGGGCGUGGAAGAGAGGAUACCUGCUGCACGGGCCGCCGGGGACGGGGAAGACGAGCCUGGUGGCGGCCAUAGCGAACAUGCUAGAAUUCGACGUCUACGACCUGGAGCUGACGACGGUCCCCUCGAAUUCCCACCUCCGCCGCCUCCUCGUGUCCACGACCCCCAAGUCCAUCAUCGUGGUCGAGGACGUCGACUGCUCCCUCGACCUCUCCGACCGCAAGGGCAAGAAGAAGGGGGACGACGCCGCCGCGAUGCAAGCCGAGCAGCAGCAGGCGCACCAGCUGGCGGGCGGAAAGGUGGCGGCGGCGUACUUGAGGGAGGCGGUAAGCCUGUCGGGGGUGCUCAACUUCGUGGACGGGCUGUGGUCGUCGUGCGUCGGGGAACGGCUGAUGGUCUUCACGACGAACCACCCAGAGCGGCUCGACGCCGCGCUGCUGAGGCCCGGCCGGAUGGACCGCAAGAUCGAGCUGGGCUACUGCGGGCCGGCCGCGUUCCGCGUGCUGGCGAAGAAUUACCUCGGGAGCGGCCGGGAGGAUUGGGAGGCGGAGCAAGGGAUGAUGCUUCAAGAUUUGAUGGCGGAGGCCGAGGCGCUGCUCGGGGAGGUGAAAAUCACGCCGGCGGAGGUCGCGGAGGUGUUCAUGGGCUCCGACGGCGAGGGGCCCCAAGCCGUGGUGACGAAGGUGGUGGAGGAGCUGCGGCAGAAGAAGGAUAGACCGCCGUCGACGCCGCCGCCGCCGCCACAAGAGAGUGUAGCGAAUGAAUUAUAGACUGCUUAGCUCUGAAAAAUGGUGGAUUGUUUACCGUGUUAGUAAUUAUUCCAACUUUUAUGUUUAGUGUGAAUGAAUUAGAGAUCGUAUGCGGUUGGGACAUAAGUAACAAAUAUUUUCAGCAUUUAUUCGCUCUCCUUUAAGUGUUA